Cyanidioschyzon merolae strain 10D is the source of this 837-nucleotide messenger RNA. RefSeq lists its product as hypothetical. The record is from RefSeq and is a predicted model, not a curated record. The transcript has a single exon. NCBI's taxonomy places the organism in Eukaryota, Rhodophyta, Bangiophyceae, Cyanidiales, Cyanidiaceae. Gene Ontology annotation, biological process: ribosome biogenesis; cytosolic ribosome assembly. Bases 1 to 837 code for a protein of 278 amino acids.
AUGUUCCAACCAGUGACUCAGAAACGGCUUACAAACGUGAGCGUUGUGCGCAUGCGCAAAGGAGGCAAGCGUUUCGAAAUCGCAUGCUACCCGAACAUGGUUAUGGCGUACCGUGAGGGGCACGUUCGCGAUCUCGACGAGGUGAUCCAGGUAGAGGACGUGUUUGAGAACGUGUCCAAGGGAAAACUAGCCGCAAACGCAGACCUCGAGCGCUGUUUUGGCACCAGGGAUCGGCACGCUGUGCUGCUCCAGAUUCUGCUCCACGGCGACUUGCAGGUGUCGGACCGCGAGCGCCAGUACCAGAGCACUCGAAAGCUUCAUGAAAUUGCGAGUGUUGUGGCGGCGAAAACCAUCAGUCGCGAGACCAAGAAACCGCUCCCUGUUGGGCUCAUUGAGAAAGCGCUUCGCGAGAUCCACUUUGCCGUGCAGCCGAAUCGACCAGCAAAAGCACAAGCGCUCGAAGUGAUACCGCUCUUACGAGCCCAGAGUGGUCUAGACCUCGAGCGCGCACGACUGCGUCUACGUAUUCACGUACCGAGUCAGCGGGAUGCCAAAGCGGUCAAGGCCCGGCUGGAGCCGUUGCAGCAAGGCGAAACUGACGGUACACACAGUUCCUCUCGUUCGGACUCGGUACGAAUGAAAGAUGGCAGCGCCGCAGUAGAGAGCGAGUCGGAAGAGUGGUUGCCUGGCGGUGCCCUUCUCUGGACGGUGCAGGCGGAUCCUGGGGCGUUUCGAGAGAUCGAGGAAAUCGUUCAGCGCGAAACAAAUCAACAAGGAAUCGUAGAAGUGGCCAGUUUGCGCGUCCUUGACGACGAAGAUGAGUCUAUCCUAUCUUGA